Molecule: messenger RNA, 1808 nt
Organism: Ciona intestinalis (vase tunicate)
Lineage: Eukaryota; Metazoa; Chordata; Ascidiacea; Phlebobranchia; Cionidae
Biological process (GO): regulation of transcription by RNA polymerase II; developmental process
Molecular function (GO): protein dimerization activity; RNA polymerase II transcription regulatory region sequence-specific DNA binding; DNA-binding transcription factor activity, RNA polymerase II-specific
Source: RefSeq, a predicted model, not a curated record
AAGUGCAAAGUUUUUAUAAAUACCGAAUACAAAUAAAAUAAUUUUACCGAACUUGUUUUUGUUAAAGUGAAAUAUUGAAUUUGUUGAUUAUUGACAUGGAGUGCCAAUUUGGAAAAAAAUAUGAAGAAUUGAAGGAAACUUGUGAUAAAAGUUUCUCAGGAGAACCCUACGCGCUCCCUCCACUGCAAGAUUCAUUUCUUUUUUCAAGUCAUUUACCACUUUCAGGCGGGUCUGAAUCCUGGUCCAAUCAACUACCAGGAGCAUACGAUUCCGCAAUCACCUCUGCUCCGCUGUGGAAAAGUAAUUUCGUUCCAACUUCAAUGUAUGAGAACCAACAGCAAGAGUUGAUUCUGCAAACUGUAAAUCCUCAUUUCCCAGAAGUAUUUUCCGGGAGUGCAACCCCUCGUGCCGAAGCACGCACACAACCUAUGUUAACCGGACUAACUAACGAUGCUUACCCGACAUCUGACAGUCUGCUUCGAGCGAUCAGAGAAUUUGACGAGGGACAAAAUGGCGUCACAAAUCCGAGCCAAUUUAAUGAAUCAGGAAAUCCAAGAUUUCAUCCACACACCCCUUCCCAGUUGAUCAAAGUCCACCCGGAAAAGUCUUCUUCCGAUCUGUAUCCAGGUAGUUCUCUGCAGGAAGACCUGGACAUCGAUUCAGAUGAUCUUUUUAAAUUUGAUGAAGAUAUUUCGUUUAAUGAAAUGCCGGAGUUUGACGAAGAAAUUUACAAAGGCGAAUAUUCAGACCAACUUUUAACCAUAGAUCCUUCAACGAGUUCCAGUACUUUUGGUUUUGGUGACAAACGAACCCCUUUACGUCACAAUGGUCAGAGGCGUGCAGCCAAUAAACGCGAGCGACGGCGAAUGAAAAUUAUUAACAGAGCUUUCCAAAACUUAAGAAAACACGUACCGUGUGAAAGCUACGAGAAAAAAUUGUCAAAGGUAGACACUCUCAAAUCUGCAAUCGACUACAUUUCGUUUAUGUCAAAUCUAUUAAAGUCAAGCGAUGGAGGCGAGAAAACUGCAACAAAAAAACGAGUCGUUGUUUAUACAAGAGAAGGACAAACCAACGACCUUGUUUGUCAUUCAUUAUCGUGGGGGUGGGAUAAAAGUGAAAUGGAAAGAAACAUUGAAGGGACAACUGAAGAAACUGAUAACAAUACUUCUUCCACGCAAUUUUCCUCUCCUCGUACUCGAAAAAGACGAAAAAUCGUUCGUGCUCCAGUGUGGCAACCUCAAUUUCCUGGCGCAAAAACAGAAUACACGAAGCUGUCGAAUAAUUCAACCCAUUCCAACAGUUUUGUUGGUUAUGGCAGCAGUUCAUUUACAGAGUAUGCGGCAUGGGAAAAUAUGCAACAUACCUCAACACAUCGCUCUGUAUAUGACAUGUUCGCAAUGCCAGAGGUGCAUUUUGAUAUAAACACCCAAACAUUUGCGCCCUUCAAUAGCAACGUAAUGUCAGGUGUGAACGGUGAAGUCAUACAACGUCUUCAACUCUAUCGAUCUCAGAUAUCCAAUGAAAGUUACGAAGACGAUUCAAGGGCAGCUACCAAACUGCACGGCUGCGAUGCUUCUUAUAUCGGUGAAACGAAUCUUCCUUCCAUUGCUUCUCUCGUUCUUCCAGCAUCAUGUUCACCUGUUAAGCAAAGCGCUUGCGCCAAUAAUCCUAAUAGAAAACAAAAGUUGGACGACUCGUUGUCGCCAACCAGCGACAGAUCGUCAGUUAGCGUUUGUUCUGAUCAAAGUACACUGUGGGCUCCUGUAUCUAUUAAUCAUUUGACUGGCCUUACUCCGGUUGCUAUAUAA